UCUUAGACGCCAGUGGCGCGAAGAACCCAGACGGCGCAGGCGCGGGCGGCGUCCCGGGGGCGGGGAGACGGGGCGCAGGCGCGGACUGUCCCGCGGUGGGCGCCGGGGCAGCCGGGCUCCUGCGUUCGCCUGCAGCGGGCGCGCUGUUCUGGCGGGCCAACGGCGGCCGCCCGACGCCGAGAUUGCCCCGGGGUGGCCCUAGCAGCGGGCCGCGCUGCUACAGCCCUGCGGACUGGGCUCCUCCGGAAGAUCUCGACGGGGUCGAGACCUGAUGGCCAAAAGAAAGAAUGAAAAUUUCUUGUCUCCUGAAAGUGCCAAAAGACCAAGACAAGAAGAGAUGGAAGAUUUUGGUGAAGAUGAAGGUACAGUUUCUUUCAUUAAUGGUACCUCUACUUUGACUGCAGCAGAAGUUGGAAUAAUUGAGAGUAUUCAGUUAAGAAACUUUAUGUGUCAUUCGAUGCUUGGACCCUUUAAAUUUGGAUCUAAUGUCAACUUUGUCGUUGGAAACAAUGGAAGUGGGAAGAGUGCAGUACUCACAGCUCUCAUAGUUGGUCUUGGUGGAAAAGCAGUUGCUACUAAUAGAGGAUCUUCUUUAAAAGGUUUUGUGAAAGAUGGACAGAACUCAGCAGAUAUCUCAAUAACUUUAAGGAACAGAGGAGAUGAUGCAUAUAAAGCAAAUGUGUAUGGUGACUCUAUAAUUGUGCAGCAGCACAUCAGCAUGGAUGGAAGUCGAUCUUACAAACUAAAAAGUAAAGCAGGGGCUGUAGUUUCUACUAGGAAAGAAGAGCUGAUUGCAAUUCUUGAUCAUUUUAACAUACAGGUAGAUAAUCCAGUUUCUGUUUUAACACAAGAGAUGAGCAAGCAGUUCUUACAGUCUAAAAAUGAGGGCGACAAAUAUAAAUUCUUUAUGAAAGCAACCCAACUUGAACAGAUGAAGGAAGAUUAUUCAUAUAUUAUGGAAACAAAAGAAAGAACAAAGGAGCAGAUAAAUCAAGGAGAAGAGCGACUUACUGAACUAAAGCGUCAGUGUUUGGAGAAAGAGGAACGUUUUCAAAGUAUUGCUGGUUUAAGUACAAUGAAGACUAAUUUAGAAUACUUGAAACAUGAAAUGGCUUGGGCAGUGGUCAAUGAAAUUGAAAAGCAGUUGAAUGCUAUCAGAGAUAAUAUUAAAAUUGGAGAAGAUCGUGCUGCUAGACUUGAAAGGAAAAUGGAAGAACAGCAGGUAAGGCUGAAUGAAGCAGAAAAAAAAUACAAGGAUAUUCAAGAUAAACUAGAAAAAAUUAGUCAAGAGACAAAUGCACGAGCACCAGAAUGUAUGAUAUUGAAAGCAGAUGUAACUGCUAAGAAAAGGGCCUAUAAUGAAGCUGAGAUUUUAUAUAACCGUUCACUAAAUGAAUAUAAAGCAUUAAAGAAAGAUGAUGAGCAGCUUUGUAAAAAAAUUGAAGAACUGAAAAAAAGUACCCAUCAAUCUUUGGAACCUGAGCGGUUGGAAAGGCAAAAAAAAAUAUGCUGGUUAAAAGAGAAAAUGAAGGCCCUACAGGAUCAAGAAAGUUCAGUUAAUCAGGAGAUUGAACAGUUUCAGCAGGCCAUAGAAAAAGACAAAGAAGAACAUAACAGAGUUAAAGGAGAAGAAUUAGAUGUGAAGCAUAAACUGAUCAGUAAUCACAGGCAACUAAAAGAAUUGAAAGAUAGUAAAACUGAUCGACUGAAAAGAUUUGGCCCUCAGGUUCCAGCUCUUCUUGAAGCAGUAGAUGAUGCUUAUAGACAAGGACAUUUUACACACAAACCUGUAGGCCCUUUAGGAGCUUGCAUUCAUCUUCAGGAUCCUGAGCUUGCUUUGGCUAUUGAAUCUUGUUUAAAAGGACUUCUGCAGGCCUAUUGUUGCCAUAAUCAUGCUGAUGAAAGAGUGCUUCAAGCACUGAUGAAAAGGUUUUAUUUACCAGGGACUUCCCGGCCACAGAUAAUAGUUUCCGAGUUUCGGAGUGAGAUGUAUGAUGUAAGACACAGAGCUGCUUAUCAUCCUGAGUUUCCAACAGUUCUGACAGCUUUAGAAAUAGAUAAUGCAGUUGUUGCCAACAGCCUGAUUGACAUGAGGGGAAUAGAGACAGUGCUGUUAAUCAAAAAUAAUUCAGUAGCUCGUGCAGUAAUGCAGUCCCAAAAGCCACCCAAGAAUUGUAGAGAAGCUUUUACUGCUGAUGGUGACCAAGUUUUUGCAGGACGUUAUUAUUCAUCUGAAAAUACAAGACCUAAGUUCCUAAGCAAAGAUUUGGAUUCUGAGAUAAGCCUCUUGGAGAAUGUGAUUGAAAAUAAGAAGGCCCAGAUAUUAAAUUUUCAACAACAUUUGUCUGCCCUUGAAAAGGAUAUUAAACGCAAUGAAGAAUUUCUUAAAAAGUGCCAGCUACAUUAUAAAGAGUUAAAGAUGAAAAUAAGAAAAAGUCUGUCUGAAAUUCGGGAACUUGAGAAUAUAGAAGAACACCAGUCUGUAGAUAUUGCAACCUUGGAAGAUGAAGCUCAAGAAAAUAAAAACAAAAUGAAAAUGGUUGAGAAAAAUAUGGAGCAAAAAAAAGAAAAUAUGGAGAAUCUUGAAAGUUUGAAAAUAGAAGCAGAAAACAAGUAUGAUGCUAUUAAAUUGAAAAUUGAUCAGCUAUCAGAGCUAGCAGAUCCACUUAAGGAUGAAUUAAACCUUGCUGAUUCUGAAGUGGAUAACCAAAAACGAGGGAAGCAGCAUUAUGAAGACAAACAGAAAGAACACUUGGAUACUUUAAACAAAAAGAAACGAGAACUGGAUAUGAAAGAGAAAGAACUAGAGGAGAAAAUGUCACAAGCACGACAAAUCUGCCCAGAGCGGAUAGAAGUAGAAAAAUCUGCAUCAAUUCUAGACAAAGAAAUUAAUCGAUUAAGACAAAAGAUACAGGCAGAACAUGCUAGUCAUGGAGAUCGAGAGGAAAUCAUGAGGCAGUACCAAGAAGCAAGAGAGACCUAUCUUGAUCUGGAUAAUAAAGUAAGGACUCUAAAAAAGUUUAUUAAAUUACUGGAAGAAAUAAUGACCCAUAGAUUCAAAACAUAUCAGCAGUUCAGAAGAUGUUUGACCCUGCGAUGCAAAUUGUACUUUGACAAUUUAUUAUCCCAGCGGGCCUAUUGUGGAAAGAUGAAUUUUGACCACAAAAAUGAAACUCUUACUAUAUCAGUUCAGCCUGGAGAGGGAAACAGAGCAGCUUUCAACGACAUGAGGGCCUUGUCUGGAGGUGAACGUUCUUUCUCCACGGUUUGCUUCAUUCUUUCUCUGUGGUCCAUUGCUGAAUCCCCUUUCAGAUGCCUGGAUGAGUUUGAUGUCUACAUGGACAUGGUUAACAGGAGAAUCGCGAUGGACAUGAUCCUCAAGAUGGCAGAUUCUCAGCGUUUCCGACAGUUCAUCCUGCUGACUCCUCAGAGUAUGAGCUCACUUCCUUCAAGUAGACUGAUUAGAAUUCUUCGAAUGUCUGAUCCAGAAAGAGGACAAACUACUUUGCCUUUCCGACCUGUGACUCAAGACGACGACGAUGAUCGAGGUUGAGUUUGUAACUGAAUAUACGUGUCCUCGUGUUGAAGGAUUUGUAAAGGGGAAAAAAAUUCAGGACUAUUUGAUGAAGUAAAAUGACACUGAACAUAUUUCUAAAAUAAUAAAAAAAACCUCCCUUGUGUUUAUGACCACAAUAAAAUGUGUAAAUAAGCCUAGAAAACUAACAAUAACCAGCAAUUUAAAAUUACAGUUACUUUAAAUUUGAGAAAAUCAACUUCAUAGUACUGGUUUUAAAUCUUAAGUUUGGUUUUUUUUAGCCGUCUACUUUUAUAGAUUAUUUUUCAGCUGUAAACUUUUGUACAUAUGUACAUGUACAUAUCUGUUUAGUUUGGGUUCAUUUCUACUGUAUUUUGUAAGAAUAAAAAUAAAAAUUUGAGCACCUGA
Messenger RNA from Choloepus didactylus (southern two-toed sloth), 3943 nucleotides. It is a transcript of the gene SMC6, whose product is annotated as structural maintenance of chromosomes 6. Gene Ontology annotation, biological process: double-strand break repair via homologous recombination. Bases 272 to 3553 code for a protein of 1093 amino acids. Gene Ontology annotation, cellular component: site of double-strand break; Smc5-Smc6 complex; nucleus. The record is from RefSeq and is a predicted model, not a curated record. NCBI's taxonomy places the organism in Eukaryota, Metazoa, Chordata, Mammalia, Pilosa, Megalonychidae. The transcript has 27 exons. Gene Ontology annotation, molecular function: single-stranded DNA binding; damaged DNA binding; ATP hydrolysis activity.